GCUAUAAAGUCAAGGAGUAUUACCACGCUAGCACACAUAUACCAGCGUAUGAUUUAACGGGUGGGGAAUCACAGCCAGCAGGUCGACAGAGUUACUUACGAGCUGUCAAAUUGAUGGUUACCCUCCAUCACUGCGCUGCGUCACGGAUUACCUGCUGGACAUUAACUGGACUCACUGAUCGCGGUUGUUUGCGCAACGGAUCUUUAAACAGCCGCUGUCGUUAGAACAAAACGGAUGUCAGUGUGGUGGUUAGAGAUGGGAGAGGGUCUGGGGCCUCUCUCCCCUGUAGGAUGGUAGCCGACAGCACAGUGGAAGGCCAUGACAAGACCAAGUUGUCAAGCUCAUCGUCGUCACCGUCGGCAUCCUCAUCAUCGUCCCUGUCUUCACCGCUGGCUAGGCGCGAGCUCGCUCUCAGCUCACAGCGCACCAAGUUGGAGCAGCUUCAGCAUCGGGCCGCUCUAGUCCCUUCUGUGUAUCUGACCCACUUCCCCACGUUCUCCUGCAAGGAGGACUGCAAGAUCAUCACAGACACAGCGGCCAAGCUCGAGCGCAGCGCCUUCUACUGGGGUCCUCUGGGAGUGGAGGACGCCCAUCGCAUGCUGCGGGACGCACCGCUGGGCAGCUUCCUCAUCCGCGACAGCCGGCAGAAAGACGUCUUCUUCACGCUGUCCUACCACUGCAAGAGCGGCCCGGUCAGCGUGCGCAUUGACUACAAGCGACAAAAGUUCUCACUGGCGGGCAACGAGCGCUCCUUUCCGACACUCUUUGCCCUCUUGGAGCAUUACAUCAAUUCUCCCAAGAAGAGCCUGAGCAUUCCGUACAGGAAAUGGAAGCCGACGCUGCAGGAGCUGUGCAGGAAGCGCAUCAUGGAGCUGUGUGGCGGAGUAAGCCGGGUGUCGGAGUUGCCACUCACCCAUGUUGUCCAAGACUUCCUGUUGGAAUUCCCUUACAAACUAUGACCAGCUUGCCGUAUAAAGUUUUGAUAGUAUUAUUUUUCAUUUCAAGAAGGCAGUUUUUACCAAGUAACAGUAAACAGGAGGAGUGUUUGUUAAAACCUGCCCAUCAUGUGUUGGAUGUUAAGCCUGCAUCGCCUUGGUUACACAUACAACCGUCUCCCUUUUUUGAGCUAAAAAGCCACAAAAUGUUUCACAAGAGACAUUAUGACCACAGUCAAGUACAUGCACUGUUCAAUGGGCCCGGGCAUGACAU
Messenger RNA from Sander lucioperca (pikeperch), 1209 nucleotides. RefSeq names its product suppressor of cytokine signaling 1a (gene socs1a). Gene Ontology annotation, cellular component: phosphatidylinositol 3-kinase complex. The transcript is spliced from 2 exons. Bases 291 to 959 code for a protein of 222 amino acids. Gene Ontology annotation, molecular function: 1-phosphatidylinositol-3-kinase regulator activity. NCBI's taxonomy places the organism in Eukaryota, Metazoa, Chordata, Actinopteri, Perciformes, Percidae. Gene Ontology annotation, biological process: phosphatidylinositol phosphate biosynthetic process; intracellular signal transduction. The record is from RefSeq and is a predicted model, not a curated record.